This is a messenger RNA of Colossoma macropomum (tambaqui), 1921 nucleotides long. RefSeq names its product zinc finger protein 239-like. The coding region runs from base 250 to 1284 and encodes 344 amino acids. The record is from RefSeq and is a predicted model, not a curated record. The transcript has 3 exons. NCBI's taxonomy places the organism in Eukaryota, Metazoa, Chordata, Actinopteri, Characiformes, Serrasalmidae. Gene Ontology annotation, biological process: regulation of transcription by RNA polymerase II; central nervous system development. Gene Ontology annotation, cellular component: nucleus. Gene Ontology annotation, molecular function: RNA polymerase II cis-regulatory region sequence-specific DNA binding; DNA-binding transcription factor activity, RNA polymerase II-specific.
GUCGGACUCCGCUCGCUACUGUUGCUGUCUUUACACAGCGUGUUGUGUUUGGGGGAGACUCUGAAACGGAGAUUCAGUCUGAGAUUAAAGAGCUACUCAGAUUCAGAGAGUUUUCCAGAUACAGAAACUGAUUUUCAGCAGAGAAUUAGGCAUCACUUUAAUAAAGGCUUAAAUGUGCCUCCUUAGACACCACAGGACAUUCCACAAAGAGGAAAGUUAAGCUGCUGAAACAGGUGAUUAUAUAAGAAUAUGGCAUCCAGAAGAUGUUCUGGUACUUUGCACGCAUCAUCUGGUACCCUCCACAUGAAUGCAUCUCACAGACAAACACAGAAACACAGCAAAGAGAGAAAUCACUACUGCUUGGAAUGUGGAAAGAGUUUUACUGCACCAAGUAAUCUUAAAACACACCAGCGCAUCCACACAGGAGAGAAGCCGUAUCACUGCUCAGAGUGUGGGAAGAGUUUUACUCAAAAGAAUAAUCUCCAAAACCACCAGCGCAUCCACACAGGAGAGAAACCAUAUUACUGCUCAGAAUGUGGAAAGAGUUUUAUUACACAGAAAGCUCUCAAAGCACACCAACGCAUUCACACAGGAGAGAAACCGUUUCACUGCUCAGAGUGUGAACAGAGUUUUACUGUACAGCAUAAACUCAAAACACACCAGCACAUUCACACAGGAACAAAACCGUAUCAUUGCUCAGAGUGUGGGAAGAGCUUUACUCGAAAGAGUAAUCUCCAAACACACCAGCGCAUCCACACAGGAGAGAAACCGUAUCACUGCUCAGUGUGUUGGAAGAGUUUUAUUACACAGAGCAAUUUCAAAAUACACCAGCGCAUCCACACAGGAGAGAAACCGUAUCACUGCUCAGAGUGUGGGAAGAGUUUUACUGAACAGAGUAAACUCAAAAUACACCAGCGCAUUCACACAGGAGAGAAACCGUAUCACUGCUCAGAGUGUGGGAAGAGUUUUACUGAACAGCAUAAUCUCCAAAACCACCAGCGCAUCCACACAGGAGAGAAACCGUAUCACUGCUCAGAGUGUGGGAAGAGUUUUACUCAAAAGAGUAAACUCCAACAGCACCAGCAUGUUCACACAGGAGUGAAGCCAUAUCACUGCUCAGUGUGUGGACAGAGUUUUACUACUCUGAGUCAUCUCAGAACACACCAGCGUAUUCACACAGGAGAGAAACCAUAUCACUGCUUAGAGUGUGGACAGAAUUUCAUGUUUUCAAAGACUGUAAAGACACAUAAGUGCACUAAAAGCUGUGGUGGAAACCAGGAGUAGUAAGUGUAACCUUAACACAUUUGUGGAGUAAAAGUCUGCAGGAAACUGUAAUUCUAGGUCAGAUUUUUAGAAGAAAACCACUUCUUGUUGCUUUACAUUUUUUGUAUACCAUAGCCACUAAAUGAAAUGUAAUUUUCUGUUCUGAACAACAAGUCAAGCUCAUACACACAAUGACUUGUGGUACUUCAGAUUCUGCCAAAAUAAGUUUUAUUUGUAUUAUAUGUAUAUAAAAAUCAAAAGGCUUCGCAUGCAGUAAUAUAAGACUCUUUAUUUGCUAAUUUAGCAGAUCUAAGCUAGUACAAUGUUUCUGAUGUAAUGGUGGAUAUUUUGACAAACAUUUGACAGUGUGUUUGGCUCUUCAUCCUUCUCUCUCUCUCUCCCACUCUCUUUCUCUCACUUUCUCUCUCUCUCUGCCCGCUGAUUCAUUCUUUUGUUUAAUUAAUCACCUUUCCAUGUGAGGAUAUUUUGUGUUUUUGUGAACAUGUUGGACCUGUUGAGAUUAUUGUUCUGUAUUAUUGUUCUUGUUCUCUAUUAUUUUUAUAUUCUUGUAAACUUGAAAAAUCCUAUGAAAUUUCAUAAUCUAUUCAUCUUUUAAAAACUGCUGUUUAGUAAAUAAUUGGUCCAUUUUACUGUCACA